UUUAAAUCAUAAAAUGGCAGAAAAUUAAAUGUAAAAUUGGGGUGACAUGACAUCAGAUGAAGAUAAUGAUAAACCAAAAAACGCUUCUGAUGAAGAAGAUAAUCGAAAUAAGAAAAGAUAAAAUUACAGAGGCAACAAUAAUUAAAGAAAUAAUAAUAAAAGAGGAUACAGGGAUAAUAAAGACAACAACAGAUAGGAUAAUGAUCAAAGAGAUAAUAAGGAUAAUUAAAGGAAUUAUAAAAAUAGAGAUAACUACAGAGGUGGUGAUAGAAAUGAAAGAGGUGAUAGGAAUGACAACAAUUAAAGAAGAAAUUAUAAAGAUAAAAAUCGUAAUCCAUUUUAUUCUAUUAUUAUUAGACCUUAUUGAAUAAAAGAAGGAGGAACUUACUAACUUUGCUGGAGAAAGUGUUAACAUCCUUAUUCAUCUCUAAAAUCAUAAUUUGAAUGAGGAUUAAAUAAAAGAAGCAUUGAAUGACAUAGUCAUGAAGAAUUUCUCAAUCAAUUAGAGUCAAGCUAGAUUUGAUGUAGAUAAAGAUAAUGCACUUAAAUUGCUUGAUGUCCAUAAAUUAUAAAUUGUAAUUAGAUAACACAUAAUUUUAUAUAGGUAGUUGAUGGUUAGAUAGAAAGAAUUUUUAUGAAAAUUGAUUUUGAUAAGGAUAGGAAUUAUGGAAAUAAAGGAAAAUAUCAAAAGCAAUAAAGAUAAUUUAAUGAAGAAAAUUAAAAUGACUUUGUACACAAAAGAAGAGAUUAAUAGUACAGAGGAGGAGACUAUCAAAAUAGAAGAGGAAAUGAUUAUCAAUAAUAACAUUAAAAAGUUAAUGAGCCUCCUAAAAUCAUGAGAAACACCUCAUCACGUGUAGAUGAAACUAAUGUAAUUAAUUAUUUUUAUUAUCAGGUAUAAUAACCUUAAGUUACUAAAAAUGUUGAAGAAACUCCUACAAAUGCAGGUGAAAAGAAAGUUGAAUAAGUAGAAUUGUAAGAGAAAUAAUAAGAACCUCAAAUUCCAACUGAUGAAUAAUAAUAAUAAAUGCAAUAAUAACAAUAAUAAUAAUAAUAAUAAGAAUCUAAUUAAAGAAGGUAUAACAAUUAUAGAGGAAAUGACUAUGAAAAUAAAAACUAUCAUAAUAAUAAUUAUCAUAAUAAUUAUAAAAAUAAUUUUAGACAUAAUAAUAAAUAUGAUAGAGAACAAAACAAUCAAGAUGAUAAUGCAGAAUAAUAGCAAGAUAAUUAGGAUAAUUAAUUUAGAAGUCACAAAUAAUAUAGAGGAAAUAAAUAUUAAAAUAGAGAUUAAAGAAAUUUUUAAAAUGAUAAUGAUUAACCUGCAGAAUAAAAUGAAGAAAAUAAUUAAGCAUAAACAAGAGGUGGAUAAAAAAAUUAUGAAAAUAGAAAAGAUAAUUACAACAGAGACUAAAAUAGAAAUAAUAGGGACUACAAUAGAGAUUAUAAUAGAGAUAAUCGAGAUUAUAAUAGGGAUAAAAGAGAGUAAAGAGAAAAUAAAGAACAAAUUGAUAAUAGAGAUCAACAAACUAAUAAAGAUAAUCAAAAUUUGGGAGAUAAAAACGAUUAAGGAGAUAAUAGAGAAUAGAAAGAUUAAAGAGAAUAAAGAGAUCAAAGAGAUUAUAAAGAUUAAAGAAAUAAAUGGGAUAAUAGAGACUAAAGAGAUAAUAGAGAUUAACGAUAUUAGAGAGAUAAUAGGGAUUAUGGAGAUAAUAGAGACUAAAGAUAUUAAAGAGAUAAUAGAGAUAAUAGAGAUAAUAGGGAUAAUAGGGAUAAUAGAGAUAAUAGAGAUAAUAGAGAUAAUAGAGAUAAUAGAGAUAAUAGAGAUAAUAGGGAUAAUAGAGAUAAUAGAGAUAAUAGGGAUAAUAGAGAUAAUAGGGAUAAUAGAGAUAAUAGAGAUAAUAGGGAUAAUAGAGAUAAUAGAGACAAUAGAGACAAUAGAGAUAAUAGGGAUAAUAGGGAUAAUAGAGAUAAUAGGGAUAAUAGGGAUAAUAGAGAUAAUAGAGAUAAUAGAGAUAAUAGAGAUAAUAGAGAUAAUAGAGAUAAUAGAGAUAAUAGAGAUAAUAGAAAUAAAUGGGAUAAUAGAGAUAAGAGAGAUUAAUAAGAUAAUAAUGAUAAUAGAGAGAGAAGAGAUAAUAAUGAAUAUAAAGAUAAAAGAGAAAAUAAAGAUUAUUAAGACAAUAGAGAUAAUAAUAGAGGAAAUAGGGACAAUGCUAGAGAUAAUAAAGGUUACAGAGACAAUUAGCCUUAAAGAGAGUAUAAUAGAGAAUAGAAAGAAGGAUAAAACAACGAUCAAGAAGAUCAAAAAAGAGUAAUCAACAGAGACAGAAAGCCUCAUGUAAUACUUAUAAAUAUCUUAGAAUGAACUUUAAGAUUUUGCAAUACCUCAUCAUCAUAAUAAACAAAAGAAGGAAUCUAAAAAGUAAUAAAUCAAAUCUUAAAAUCCAUUCGAGGCAUUAAAAAAUUGAUAUUUCUUAUAAAUAAUUCAAGAUUAAUUGUGUUAUCC
Messenger RNA from Paramecium primaurelia, 2503 nucleotides. The record is from the annotation of a GenBank genome assembly. NCBI's taxonomy places the organism in Eukaryota, Ciliophora, Oligohymenophorea, Peniculida, Parameciidae.